This is a messenger RNA of Eriocheir sinensis (Chinese mitten crab), 2962 nucleotides long. Its product is annotated as G-protein coupled receptor GRL101-like. The transcript has 13 exons. Lineage: Eukaryota; Metazoa; Arthropoda; Malacostraca; Decapoda; Varunidae. The record is from RefSeq and is a predicted model, not a curated record. Gene Ontology annotation, cellular component: plasma membrane. The coding region runs from base 1277 to 2962 and encodes 561 amino acids. Gene Ontology annotation, molecular function: protein binding.
ACAAGAAGUGACGGCCUAAAUUUAGAGCCUUUAGCGCAAACACCAAGUUGACAGAACUAGUGGGUGGCUCUUCGCUAAGCCCUUCGUGUGUCAGGGAACCGAAGAGCACAGGUGGCUCAUGUUCCUGUAAUAUCGGAUCGAGGAUGCUUAUACCUGUCGUCUUAGGUCUUCGGGCACUGCGUGGAGUGUCGCCUCGUGCCUCUGAACCCACGCGAGCGUCUCAAUGGUAAAAGAAAGUCGAGGGUGGAUCAAGCGGGGAAGAUGAGAUAAGUGAAGUGAAGCGAAGUGGGGACAAGACCGAAGCUUUGAAUCAAAACGAGAACGAGAACGGGGAUGAGAUUUUAAAGGAGUACGAGAACGAAGGCGAGAUACUGAACGAGAGCAAGAACGGAGAGACGAGAAUUCAAACGAGGACAGAUACGAGAAACUGAAAACGUGGGACGAGAAUGUAAAUGAGUACGUGAAUGAAGACAAAGUGUAGGACGGUUACUUGAAGGGACGUUGAAGGAAAAAAAGAGCAAAAACUGGGACGAGAAUUGAAACGAGAACUGAAAACGAAGACGAAAAAAAUAUGGCCGAGAAGGAAAUCUGAAUGAAACUGAGAGAAAACGAAAUCUAAACGAAAUCUGAACGAAACAAAAGAAAACGAAAAAUAACGAAAAAAUCGAAAUCUUAAAGAAAUCUGAACAAAACUGAGAACAAAGACGAAAAACGAAGACAAAAAUAUGAACGACAGAGCAGCUCACCUGAACGAAACUAAAAACAAGAACGAGAAAGAAAUUUUAAAGAUAACUAUUUUGAACUGAAACGAAAUAUUGAAUCAGAACUGUGUGAACGUGUACGACGACUUGAAAAAGAAAAAGAAAGGAGGGUAACAAAAGCAAUAACAGCAAUAGCACAAGAAAACAGCAUCAGAACAACAGCGUUACAGAAGAAAGCAAAGAAUAACACAAAAAAGAAUAGAAAGGGCAGUGAACUAAAGACGAGACUCAGAAAUAAAACAAAGAAAUAGGUCGGUAACAAUAUCAAUAAAAACAAGAAAGAAAACUAUUUAAACAAGUGAUAACGAAAAAAAAAAAAAACUACUAGAGUGGUAUAUAACUAUGAGAGUGUGAUUUUAAUAGUUGAUCCACCUUACGGAGAGAAAAAAAAGAAAAGAAAUGAAGAACUGUUUUCGAUAAGUCCUUCCUCAAAGAACUCAAAGAAAAUGGACUAAGAUUACCGGGGUGAGAAAAGAAGAAAAGAGAAAAGAAAGAAGUAUAGGUAGAUAGUAACAAUGAAAGUGAUGUCAGACUCCUCCGUCCCAUCCACGUCACUUCUCUUCCUCUUCACUGUCCAGUAUGGCAUGGCGGCAGCGGCGGUGGCGGUGGUGGAGGUCCUGGGGGCGGGGGAGGAGGUGGAAAAGAGCACGCCCCUCCUCCCUUGCAACAGCACAAGCAGCAGCGGGGCCCAGGACGUCUUCGUGUGCUACCCCGGCGUGUGUGUGUCACUGGGCCUGAGGUGCAACGGCGUGCCUGACUGUCCUGACGGGGCUGACGAGGCGGUGGUGGAAUGCGGUUGUCUGCCGAACGAGUACCAAUGUGGCGUGACCUGCAUUGACCUCGGCCGCCGCUGUGACACCAGACCUGACUGCCCCGGCGGUGAGGACGAGCAGGACUGUGAGACGCACGAGUGCCCGGUGACGCAUUUCAAGUGUGAGAACCACCUCUGCGUCCCCAGCGAGUUGGUCUGCGACUUCGACGACCACUGCGGCGACGGGUCCGACGAGCACCAGUGUCAUCACCGCAAGUGCUGGAAGGCGGAGUUUGAGUGCGACAACGGGCAGUGCAUCAGGCCGGGCCGCGUGUGUGACGGCGACCUGCACUGCAAAGACGGGUCGGACGAGCGCCACUGUCUGCCAGGUGACUUUGCCGUGUGUGGGUCCGGUUCGCGCGUCCACCGGUACUACUGGUGUGACGGCUGGCCCCACUGCUCCGACAACCACGCCGAUGAGCUGAACUGCGGGGAGUGCGGCGGCCCGGGGCGGGAGUACCGCUGCCCCAAUACUCGCUGCCUGCCCGCCGCCAACGAGUGCGACGCUGUGUGUGACUGUCUGCCCGGCUGCGAGGACGAGGCGGCGUGUUCCGAGCACCCAAACGCCACCUACCUCAUCACGGACGGUGUCAAGAGGUGCCAGGUGGGGGAGGCGCUGGGGUGUCAUGUGCCCAACGGAGACCGGAGGCUGGACCGCUGCAUCUCGGAGUCCCACAUCUGCGACGGCCACAACGACUGCCACAACGGGGGCUACCUGUCCGACGAGUAUGGAUGCGAGACCAGCCCGUGUCCAGGUGAGGGGGGCCCGGCCGAAUCAGGUGUGAGCUGGUUCAGGUGUACGGACGGCCGCUGCCUCCCGCCUCACCUGCAGUGUGACCACAAUCCCGACUGUCUGCACGGCGAGGAUGAGGCCAACUGCUCCAUUCCCGCAGCCUGUCAAGACGGAGAGUGGCGGUGUGAGUCGGGCCAGUGCAUUCCCGACUCCGCCCGUUGCGACCUCGCCUUCCAGUGCCUCGACAAGUCCGACGAGAUAGCCUGCGGUGAGGGACUGUGCACCGUCACGCAGGACAGGAUCCCGCCUCUCAAGACGCCUGCAGGGGGCCUGGCAGUAAAGAGCCAGGAUAAAGCUGACCUCCUGGCAACCCACUUCAGUAGCAAGAUGACUGUCGAGGAGCCAGACAGGCAGCCGCCCCUCCUCCCCCGUCUGGGUAACUUUGUCCUGGAAAACCUGGAGAUCACGGAGGGCACAGUGGCCAAGCACCUCCGAGACACCAACACCAGGAAAGCCCCAGCCUUCUCGUGCUCGUCCUCGGCCCCGCAGUGUGAGUGUCGGGACAUCAGCAUCAAGUGUCAGCGCCUCGGCCUCACGCGCCUGCCGAGGGACAUUGAGCCACAGAUAUCCAGGUCACUCCUGUGGCUAACGGACUGA